AUUUCUAGUGUGGAGAGGAGCAGGCACAGGGGGGUAACGUGUGAGAGGAAACAAGCUCAGUUUCACUUGUAGAGGUUUAAAAACAUCACCUCCAUUGCUGGUGAUUGGAGAUUUUCAAUCCUGAAUCACUUCUUUUGCAUUGUUCCACCUUUUUUGUACCUUUAUUAGUUUGCACACCAACGGGGAGCACUGAAGGGUAGAGCUGGCUACGAUUUUUGAAAAAGACUUUUUGUCUGUUUCACGGACGUUGUUUGUCAGAUUUUUGUCUCAAGUCGGUGUCCUGACGUGAUUUUUAUAUCACUAGAAGCCAUGAGUUCCUCGGUAAAGAACACAGCAGGAGACGCGAAUGGCGCUAACUUUGACCUCAUCCAAAAUCGGAUCGAGACUCUCAGCAGCAAGAUGGACAAACUCAUCAACAUUCAAGAAAAGGUCCUCUACAGGCUAGAUGGAAUGUCUCAUGACAUCGACGACAUCGAAAAGGAUAUGGAGACUCUGAAGGUUGAUAAGGAGGAGAUCCAUCUUCCACCCAGGAUGAUGAACCAGACCCAGGUCGUGGGGCGGGAGGUGAGGGAGAUAUGCCGGGAGAUGAGCACCAUAAUGUCGGUGGUGAACCAGCGGUCCGAGCAGCAGGCUCAGAAGCUCGAGGGGAUGGAGAAACUGGUCCUCAGCAUGCAGCAAGUCAUCAGCUUCAUUGGGGAGACAGUGAAGAGUUCCCGGGUCAUUGAGCUGAUGUUCAAAGGCCAUGCGGCUCGGAAGGGCUCCAAACACAAAGACAGUAGAGGCAAGCAAGCUGUUAAGAGGAAAUCAUCUUCAGACACAAUAAGCAAGAAGCUGGACAAGAAAACUUCCUCUAAUAAAGCCAGUAAAGGGAAUCAUGGGAUAAUUCCUGCAUGUGAGCCCAGUUCUCCUCAGCCCUCUCACAAGAUAAAGCUCCACGGACCAAAGCAUUUCCUCGCCUCUCGCAAAUGUGGAAACUUUGUACGUUUUUUGUGCUUACAGUCUGUAUGUAUACAGGAACUUGUCCUUUUUUAUUUAUAUUACUUGAAGGACCACAAAGCUAAAGAUGGGACAGAUAAGCCCCCUUUGAGCCCCAAGGUUCUGAAAGCUCAGAAGAAGAUGAAGCCACCAGACACCACAGAAAAUGUCUCUCUGAAGAAGCAGGCGCUGCUUCUUGAGGAGGUGCAGAAACUCAACAGGGAGAAUGCAGAGAAAUCAGGUCAGCAGCUCACCCCCGGACAUCUGGAUCUUGAGGCUGGAGUGCCCCCUAAAGACCAACUGCCCGAUGCCUCUGCUUGCAACUUAGUGAACUACCUGCGCGAGGACUCCCAGAAAGAUGAGGUCGUUGAGGCGACUAGUGAGGAGAUGGUUGGGGAAAAGGUGCAGCAGGCGGAGGCAUCGGUUACAGAGAAAGAACCCGAGCUUGACGUGGAGGAUGUAGUGAAAGAAAAAGAAGAAGAAAAGCUCCCAGUCGCAGAGGAGAAGAAGGAAGAGGUUAUUUCUUCUGAAGAAGAGGCCAAAGCCUCAGAGUUACCUCUUGCACAAGAAGAUGAGGAAGAACCCACGACUACAAGCAGCGAUGACCACAAAGAUGCCUCCCCACCUCCAGAGACCAAGCAGGACCAGAUGUCAGAGGUCAGCAGCACAAGUACCAAGUCUUUUGUGAGCAAGGAACACUUUGUCGUGGAGAAACACAUGAGGCGCCAGGUAGUGGAGGUGGUGGAGGCGACGGAGGAGGAGGAGGAGGCGGAAAAGAAGAAAGUCAGUGAGGAGGAUGAGCAGCGGCUCGAGUCCGAAGGCUGGGCGGUCUUCAGGGCGGACGGAGUUGAAUUCCAGUUGAACCUCAAACAAAGAGUGGCGGCGGGGAGAAAGGACAAUGAUGCAGAGCCGGAUGCGGAAAAGGAGGACGAUGACGAUGCAGAGCGCUACUUCAUUGACACCUCUCCUCCUCCAGGCGCUCCUUUUAACCACCGCCUCGUUUCGGCCAAACCCAACCAGAUCAUCAACUUCUACACCAUCAACUGGCAGGAGGUCCUGGGCGGGGGUCGUUUUGGCCAGGUGCACAAAUGUGUCGAAAACUCUUCAGGUCUCACUUUGGCGGCGAAGGUCAUCAAAGCCAGGAGUCUGAAGGAAAAGGAGGUGGUGAAGAAUGAGAUCCAGGUCAUGAAUAAUCUGGACCAUGCCAACCUGAUCCAGCUCUAUGCAGCUUAUGAGUCAAGGAAUGACAUCAUCCUUGUACUUGAAUAUGUUGGUGGAGGGGAGCUGUUUGACAGGAUCAUUGAUGAAAACUACACGUUAAUGGAGCUGGACGCUGUGGUGUUCAUCAGGCAGAUCUGUGAGGGCCUGCAGCACAUGCACAAAAUGUACAUCCUGCACCUGGACUUAAAGCCGGAGAACAUUCUGUGCGUGAGCAGAGUCACAAAUAAGAUCAAAAUCAUCGAUUUUGGUCUGGCGAGGAUAUAUAAACCACGGGAGAAACUGCGUGUGAAUUUCGGCACUCCGGAGUUUCUCGCUCCUGAAGUCAUCAACUACGACUUUGUGUCGUUCAACACUGACAUGUGGAGCCUCGGCGUCAUCACCUACAUGCUUCUGAGCGGUCUCUGUCCCUUCCUCGGUGACGAUGACAACGAGACGCUGAACAACAUCUUGGCCUGCAAGUGGAGCUUUGACGAACCCGAGUUCGUAGACACGUCUGACGAAGCCAAAGACUUCAUCUCCAGAAUGCUCAUCACCAAUAAAGGUUGGAGGAUGGGGGCAUCUGAGGCCUUAAGACAUCCCUGGCUAUCAGACCCAGUCCUUCAUCAUCGCCUUAACAUGAAGAAAACUAUGUGCAGAUCACGGCGAUCAUCGUGUGUGCCCACGACUGAUAGUUGAGGGCUACAGUGAUGCGAUGGCUCCAGCUGUGGCCACUUGGACCAACCCUCCUGUCCAUUUUAAUUACCUAAUUUCGAGUCCACGCACCUGAUGCACGGGCUGAAAUUCUGGCUACCCCGCCAACCUUUUUCCUGACAUGUGAUCCGCUGUGUCGCGUUGAUGUGAGAAGUAAACAAAAAUGAUGUACGGACAAAAACAGUUUUGUUCACAACCCUGAUUCCCCCCCAAAAUUGGGAUGCUACCGUUCUUCUCACUUUGCACUUAUGUUGACAAAAAACAAGAACAUUUUUCAGUUUAAAUUCAGAUUCUGAUAAACACAGGUAAAAAAAAAUCUGAAAAUCUUUUCAUUUGGUUUUUGUGUACGUUUUACUCAGUGUCCAACUUUUUGGGGGUCAUGGUUGUGCUUGGGAUUUGAUUGUGGAAAAUCCCAUCAUGCUUUAGGCUGAAGCUUCAUGAUGAAAAUGUCUUUUUCUUGAAAUGAUGUACAAUUCGUAUCUGUAUUGUUCGAGAAAAAUAACAAGAACAUCUUACAACCUUAAUCAAUCCAGUGAAAUGUAACAAAAUUCUACAAUACAGUUACACUGUAAACAUUUUUUAAAGUUGACUUUAUUACCUCAGAUUUACCAAGUAAAGCAGACUGUUAAAUAUAAGUUGUACAAAGUAAUCAAAUUAUUAAUUAAGUGUACUUUACUUGGUAAUUUUGACAUAAAUGGUUUCCUUGAUUCUUCCUCUGUCAGAUUGUACGGUGUACUGUUGAAACUAGAGCUACAGCGAUUAGUCGAUUACUAAAUAUGUCAAUCAAAUGAAAAUUAGUCCCCAAAUAUUUUAAUUAUCAAUUCAUCUUUUCAGUCAUUUUUCAAGCAAUCAAUUGUUGGAGCGUGGUUCUUAAAUUUAAAGAAUUUGCCGCAUUUAUGAUAAUAAAUGAACAUUUUUGGGGGGUUUUGGCCUGUAAGUUUAGGAGCACAGUUUUUGGACUUUUUAUAGAUGGAAUGGUCAAUCCAUUAAUCUUGAAAGGAACUGGCAGAUUGAUUGACAGUGAAAAUAAUCAUUAGUUACAGCCCAAGCUGAGGAAAUGUCAACUCACCCGUUCUGGUGGAUUGUUGCUGUGUUUUAUCGGGUUGCAUUAUAUUGUAAGGUGUUUUAAUCCUCUUGUGUUUUCGGCAAUUCCAAACGGUGCUGAUCUCAUAAUUUUACCUAGUUUCGCCAGAUGUGUAUUAUCUGAUAAGAUCUCGAUUGUGUGUUGCACCUUUGCCUUGAAAGUCGCAUGUACUCUAUCUACUUCACUUUGAAAUAUCCGCACCGUGAGCCACCCUCAUAUAUCUCUAACCAAAAACACUGUGCUGUUACUGUUUGCUGCUGUUUUCGUUCUCAUUCUGUUGAUAGAAAUGAACUUUAGAAACAUACCUCAACUGCUUCGAUAAGAAAGGCUACGGCAUGACCUGUAUUAUGCGACCCUCCCCCGCUCAGUUACAAAUAUUAUCCAACAUCUUUCUGUGGGCUGUAAAUAAACGCUGAGCUGUAGAAUAAAAUUCAGUUUUUUCUCAUAUCGUACGGGGUAGAACUGCUGGAUGUUGAGUAUGAAUGGACAGAAGGAAACGUGUGGUUGGUGUCUUGAGCUGUAGUAUGUUGCACUUUAUAAUGUUAUUUAUUUAAACAUACGUAGAUUAUACAUGAAGCUAUCAUAGUUCCAGUGAAGAAGCUUGAUUGGACUGAUCUUUCUCAUCCUGCUUUUACGUUACAACGAACCGUUCACCAACACAGUUUAUGUCUUAUCAGCUUAGUAUAUUACUUUAAUUCUUUGUUGCAUGUCUCUAUGAGUUUGUAUUUUAUUAAAGCAGACAUUAACUUGAUACACGGAGAAAUAACUUUUUUUUUUAAACUUCUUUUUUUUUUUUUUUAACUCGUACUGUAUGCUUGACUCUAGCACCACGCUAGCUGCAUAUUCAUGCUACUGUAGAGGCUUUUUUCCACAAAACAGCGUUGCCUUUGAAAUGCCUUCUGUGAAGGUCCACUAACUGAAAGUAAUACACGACCUACCUACUGUUGCCUACGUUGAUAAAAUGUUGUUAGAGCUACGUUUAUGUGGUUUUAAUUUAACCUUAUGAUGAAUGUUACCUUAACUGUUGUUGAACACCGAGUGCUAGUAAAAGAAGUUGUCCUCACCGAGUGUAAACUGUUUCAAAUUGAGCAUGUAUUUGAGAAGUGUGUACACAUCCAUUAAACUGAACUUGUGUCUUAAA
Acanthopagrus latus (yellowfin seabream) is the source of this 5111-nucleotide messenger RNA. It is a transcript of the gene mylk4a, whose product is annotated as myosin light chain kinase family, member 4a. The transcript is spliced from 15 exons. The record is from RefSeq and is a predicted model, not a curated record. Bases 310 to 2871 code for a protein of 853 amino acids. Gene Ontology annotation, molecular function: protein serine/threonine kinase activity; ATP binding. Gene Ontology annotation, biological process: intracellular signal transduction; protein phosphorylation; positive regulation of apoptotic process. Gene Ontology annotation, cellular component: cytoplasm; nucleus. NCBI's taxonomy places the organism in Eukaryota, Metazoa, Chordata, Actinopteri, Spariformes, Sparidae.